AUGGGCUUCAAGGAGGAGGUGGCCGAGAUUGUGCGGCUCGCCCCCAAGAAGCGCCAGACCAUGCUCUUCUCGGCCACCUUCAGCGAACAGGUGCGCGACCUCAUGGCCCUCAGCCUGAAGCAGCCCGUGCGGCUAGCGGCCGACGCGGCGGCGGCGGCGCCCAAGAGCCUGGUGCAGGAGGUCGUCCGGCUCAAGGGCAGCCAGGUGUCCCAGAAGGAGGCUGUUCUCCUGGCCCUCUGCGCGCGCUCCUUUUCCCAGGGCCGCACCAUCGUGUUCACCGCCACCAAGCAGAAGGCGCACAGGCUCAAGAUCCUCUUCGGCCUCUGCAAGCUGCCGCCGGCGGGCGUGGGUUGA
Molecule: messenger RNA, 354 nt
Organism: Monoraphidium neglectum
Lineage: Eukaryota; Viridiplantae; Chlorophyta; Chlorophyceae; Sphaeropleales; Selenastraceae
Product: ATP-dependent RNA helicase DDX27
Exons: 5
Coding region: 1-354 (117 amino acids)
Source: RefSeq, a predicted model, not a curated record